AGACACCAUUACCAAGAGUAUCUUUCAAUUCAAGUUUAAUUUCAAUUGGAUUUACUAGUUGAAUGUUGGAUUUGAACCCAUUUAUCCCAAAGCAUUACACUAGGCUUUUGAUUAUCAUAAAUCAUUACUGCACAGUCAAAAGUGACAAAGGUCCCAAUUUUGAAAAGCAGGAGAGAUUUCCUCGGUGUCCUGGCCAUACCUAUCCCUCAACCAACACUGUGGCUCAAACUUUCCCGAGUUACAAAAGUAACUACUCACAAAGCACCUUGGGAUAUGCUGAGAUCAUGAGUGGCACUAGAGAAAUGCAGGUUCUUUCUAUAGUUGUAUCAAUCUGGGAUAAAUCUCAGUACACUUCAGUCUUCCCCUCAUUACUGAUAAAAGGUGAGGGGGAUGGGGUAAUGGUCAAACUGUGACAGGCUUCAGAUCCAUGGCUAAAGGAGAUAUCAUAGCUUCUCACCCCUGCUGAUAGCUGCUUUGGAGGUGUUUUCGCAUCUGUGAAAAUUUGGUUUGACCUCUCCUGUUCCUGAGAUCAGUCUUUCUUUGAAUUUCAGCUAUCAGAAUGGCUGUUGUUUGGGGCCAAAGCUAAUAUCCUGCGGCUCGAGUUUUGUGCUUCUGUGAGGAGAUAACUCUGAAUUCAAAUCAAGAGACCCACGUCAUUCAGCUAACAACAGUCUCAGAGGCCGUGCCCAAUGUCACCAGACUAUCAGAGUUCUGAUAGUGGAAACGCUGCGCAUUCACACUGAAGAGCUCAGUAGGGAGAGAGAGAGAGAGAGACAAAGAGCAGCAGGGUCAGCGGGCAGGUCACUGACCAGCACAAUCAGGGUGAAUGACAAGUGUAUCAGCUCAACUUGCCCUCCAAGCAAGCAUCUGAAGGUGUGUCUGCUGAGAUUGUAGGAAUUUUGAAGGGUACACUAAGAGGGCAUUAGUAUUACUCUCUUUGUCAAGCUGAGUCUCUCCUCAGUUCUGUCUGUAGUUUUGCAUUCUCUUUGUAACUAAUCCCAUUGUGUUAACUCUGUUCCUUUGAGUGCUUGUUGUAUUGUAUUUAUUUCUGUGCCCUUACGCCUCUCUUUCUUUUUGCCAGUAUCUAUCUUUCAGUCUUAUCCUCUGUCUGAAUCUCUCAGUCCAUCUUGCUCACAUUCUCCACUUGCAUCUAUAUCUUCCUUUGUCUCACAUUCUAUCUUGCUGGUCCUUUCUCACUGUCUGCCCACUCCGUUUGUGUACGUUUCUGCCUCUGUCUGUGUGUGUGGGUGUAUAUGCCUCUCUAGGUGUAUCUGUGUAUGUCAAUCUGUGCGUAACUUUGUCUGUGCAUAACUGUGUGUGUGUGUGUCCUUGUAUGUGGAACUGUCUGUGUGCAUUUAUCUGUGCAUGCCUGUCUCUGUGUGUGCAAGUGUGGGGUGUGAGUCUGUGUCAGUGUGUAUGUGCCUCCCUCUCCAGUUCUCAUUCUAACUCAAUUCCACUCUAGCUGUCUGACAUUCUAUCUGUCUUUCAAACUCUUUAUUUUAUUCUUUCUCUCUUUCUGUUUUCCUGUUUUUACUCUAUCUGCAUUUCUGUCUCUGUUAUUGGAUCCCAUUCUCUCAUUUUUCCCCAACAUUCUAUAUCAGAAUCACUAAAUCCCUGUAUUGUCUUAGCACCUCCUUAUUCUCUUUCAAGUUAGGUAUCUUGUUCAGUGUAUAUCUCCUACUCUGUGUAUAUAUCUUCAUCAUUCCUUCUCUCACUCUCUCUCCCUCUGUCCCAAUGUCUGGGCUUCACACUUCUCAUAAACUCCCUGCUAUCCCUUUGUUCCUAAACUUGUUGGGGAUGGUGCUGCUGAUUCUGAUGUUCCAGAUCCCAACAUUGAAAGCUGCCUGCUCAAUGCACAGCCUGAGUGAGGAUGCAAUCAUCGUGAAGGUGCAGGAGAAAAUUCUGCAGAGCCUGGGGCUGACUGAACCGCCAGAGAACUGCAAUGUAACCAGCCAUGAGCUGCGUAAUCCAUUCAAGAGUCGCAAACUGGCACGGCGCAUCACCCGCUGGAUUGGACAUCAAAAACCCAACAAGGACAGCGAUAAAUCGGAGAUCAUCUCAUUCCCCAUUACCAACAUCCCGUGUGAUUUACAGUAUGAAGGAUUCGUGGGAAAUUACAGUUACAUCUUUCAGCCAUCCCUGCACUCCCGUCGCAACCAGGUGACCUCUGCUGAGUUCUGGUUUUACACCGGGGUCCAGUUAACUCCAGGAGGUGACCAUCCUGCUGAGCUGUACUUCCUCACCGAACCUGGCAUCUUUGCCCGGGCAGCGGAGAGCAUGGUGGUCGAAGGACAGUGGGUAAUCUUCCAUGUGUCCCAAUCCUUCCUCUCAUACAUCUCGCACAAGAUACUUUUUCUUCAGGUCAAGUGCGCCAGUUGCCAGUGCGUGAGGGACCAAGUGAAUGUUCCUUUCAUCCUGUCCACAGCGAAGAACUCGGGCUCUUCUCGAUCUAGACGCUCCACAGUCCCCUGGUCCCCCGCCUAUGUCAGUCUCCUUCAGAGGCCACCAUCUCCUGAACUCAUUCACGACGAUUGUCAUCGUUCUGCUGUCAACAUCUCCUUUGAAGAAUUGGGAUGGGGCAACUGGAUCGUUCAACCCAGUGUUUUCACCUUCUACUACUGCAAUGGGACCUGCUCCAACUCCAACCGGCUCACCUCCAGCCUCGGCCUCAAGGUUUGCUGCACCUCAGUCCCAGGGACCAUGAAGCCCCUGAGAGUGAGGACAACCUCCGACAGUGGCUACACCUUUAAAUAUGAGACUAUCCCAAACAUUAUCACAGAAGAAUGUGCCUGCAUCUAGACUCUGCUUCCUCACCUUCACCACUAUGACAGGGUGGUCUUGGGCUCUUGAGGAGCUGAAGAUUAGUCAGAAUCCAAGAGACAAAUCCAAGGGGCAAUAAUAAAAUAAAUAAAGAAGCUAUAUUAAUGUCUUCAUUUUUUAUUAA
This is a messenger RNA of Chiloscyllium plagiosum (whitespotted bambooshark), 2944 nucleotides long. RefSeq names its product inhibin subunit alpha (gene inha). The record is from RefSeq and is a predicted model, not a curated record. Lineage: Eukaryota; Metazoa; Chordata; Chondrichthyes; Orectolobiformes; Hemiscylliidae. Gene Ontology annotation, molecular function: growth factor activity; cytokine activity. Gene Ontology annotation, cellular component: extracellular region.